GAGCCGCGGGAGCCGCGACAUGGCGGCGGCCGGGUGCGGCGGGAGCCGGGCGGACAACGGGUACGGCGGGCAGCAGGCGAGGCGCAGGAAGGGCCCCGGUGCGCUGGCCACGGGCUACCUCGUUAUCUACAACGUGGUGAUGACGGCGGGAUGGCUUGUUAUUGCAGUUGGUCUCGUUCGGGCAUACCUGGCUAAAGGCAGCUACCACAGCCUUUACUAUUCAAUAGAAAAGCCCCUGAAAUUCUUCCAAACUGGAGCGUUGCUUGAGAUCCUGCACUGUGCACUUGGCAUUGUUCCCUCUUCUGUUGUUCUGACUGCUUUCCAAGUGAUGUCAAGGGUUUUCCUGACAUGGGCAGUAACACAUAGUGUAAAAGAGGUACAAACUGAAGACAGUGUCCUCUUGUUUGUAGUGGCCUGGACAAUCACUGAGAUUAUCCGCUACUCCUUUUACACAUUUAGCUUGUUAAACCAUCUCCCUUAUCUCAUCAAAUGGGCCAGGUACACUUUGUUUAUAGUAUUGUAUCCAAUGGGAGUCUCAGGCGAAUUACUCACAAUAUAUGCUGCAUUACCCUUCGUCAGGCAGUCUGGCUUGUAUUCCAUUAGUUUACCUAACAAGUACAAUUUUUCUUUUGACUACUAUACGUUCUUGAUCCUGGUUAUGAUCUCUUACAUUCCAAUCUUUCCUCAGCUGUAUUUUCAUAUGCUACACCAGAGGCGAAAGGUACUCUCCCACACUGAAGAACAUAGGAAGUCGGAGUAAUUCCAACACUUUUUCAGAACUUUUCAAACAUCAAAAUGCUGCAGUUUUUCAAUACCCAGCACAUUUGUAAAGAAUAUACCAAGAUAAGUCUGAGGUAAAAGACCAAUAAUUUAGCAAGAAUAACCAAUAAAUCUGAUUCCACUGAAAUCCCACAGUGUAAAACAUUGAAAUAUUUUCAGCUUACAGUGCUUCAGAAAACUUUUAAACUUUAUAUGGCUUGGCAGUUAACAUUUUCCUUAAACGAUGUGCUAAAUGAUUUUCAUUUAUUAUUAAAUGCCUGAAGGUUGCAGUAUGAGUGAUGAAGUUGUACUCACUAAAUGCCUGAAUUGGGAUUAUAUUACCAAUACCUCUUUUUUUUAAGUGCUUGACUGCAUGCCAGAAACUGUAUGUAUGGCUGUGAAAGCAAACAAUAUGCUCUGGAAUACUUCAGGAUAAUGUCAGAGACUUCAGUGGAGAAUGUAAUCUGGCCAAAGUGUUUGAAUUUAGAAAGGUAGGUUGUGUAUUUAGAAGGUGACGGGAACAAGAACAAGAAACCAAUUACGGGAAAUAAGGGGAAUGUAGUUCUUUAGGAAUUUAAACAGUACAGUGUCUGACCAGAGUGUGUUCUCUGAAGAUCUUGUUUAAGCUGAGUACACAAAUGCAAAUGUUGAUUCAGAGGCUGUAAUGCUUAUCUGAAACAUUAAAACUCCUUAUAAGUACUGCAUCCCUGGAUACUUUUUUACAUAUUAAAAAAAAUUAAAAUUAAUACUAACUGUAAUAUUUCUAGUGAUACCAGUAAUGAAUCUAAACAAGAUAAGGAGGCAAGUCACCAGAAAUGUGUGCAAUUCUCCCUCUUUUACUUUAAAUUAUCAUCUUUAAUCACUGUCAGUGAUACUCAUCUUUCAGUGCGGAGGACUAUUUGGUCUGCUGUGGAGUCAUCUGGGGGUCUUGUUUCUCAGCCUAACUUUUCUUAAAUGACUGGUGUGUAUCACUGUGGCACAUUCAACCAGGCAGUUCCAGGCACUCAACUUCUGAAGUGUUGCAAAGUCAUAAGCUGCUCUUUUGAAAACAGAUUAUCUCAUGUGUUACAUGCUGCUUUUGCAGACUGGACAAGCCUUUCGUCAUCUGUUCUUUUGAAAGAGCGGAAGAACACAAAGUUAUAUUUUUCUCGGUGCUUCUUCUGGGUUCUCUGGCUUAGCUUUCCCUUGGGAAGGUAAAACAGAGAACAAAAAAGCCUUGUAGUGAGGCAGAAAGCACUAAUGCUGUGUGAGCAGUGCCCCAGGUUAUUAAGAAACUUUUGACGGGGCCAAAAGGGUAGGGAAUGGAAGGGGCAAAGGGAGCAGGGAAAUGAACAGAUACCCAAGCAAAGA
Neopelma chrysocephalum (saffron-crested tyrant-manakin) is the source of this 2109-nucleotide messenger RNA. RefSeq names its product 3-hydroxyacyl-CoA dehydratase 2 (gene HACD2). Bases 20 to 760 code for a protein of 246 amino acids. The record is from RefSeq and is a predicted model, not a curated record. Gene Ontology annotation, cellular component: endoplasmic reticulum membrane. Gene Ontology annotation, molecular function: 3-hydroxyacyl-CoA dehydratase activity. Lineage: Eukaryota; Metazoa; Chordata; Aves; Passeriformes; Pipridae. Gene Ontology annotation, biological process: very long-chain fatty acid biosynthetic process; sphingolipid biosynthetic process; fatty acid elongation. The transcript has 7 exons.